GAGCUCCGCGUGGUCAGUUGGCUAGUUGGUGUGACUGUAACAAGAAAGAGAAAGGAUCCAUAAGCCAGGAUAUAAAGAACAAUGGCACUCUUCCGUUUCAGUCCAAAACGUUGUUUGGAACUUCAGAAACUAAGUUCGACCUUAUUCGCAAGAUCGUUAAGCGAUGCCUCUACCGAUCUGAAAAAAGUACUAGCUGACAAGAUCCCAAAAGAACAGGAGCGUAUUAAAGCCUUCCGUAAGCAACAUGGGGCCACCAAAGUUGGAGAUGUCACCGUGGACAUGAUGUACGGUGGCAUGCGUGGAAUUAAAGGAUUGGUAUGGGAACCAUCAGUCCUGGACCCUGAAGAAGGUAUUAGAUUCCGUGGAAAAUCAAUUCCCGAGUGCCAAAAACUCCUGCCGAAGGCUCCAAAGGGCGUGGAACCACUUCCGGAAGGUCUAUUCUGGCUCCUGAUUACCGGCGACGUUCCCUCCGAUGCCCAAACGAAAGCACUGUCGCAGGAAUGGGCUUCACGAAGCGUACUACCCGAUCACGUACUCAAAGUUUUGAACAGUUUCCCCAAGUCACUUCAUCCCAUGACCCAAUUCUCUGCCGCCAUCACUCUCUUGAACAGCGAGAGUGAAUUCGUGAAGGCUUACACGAAAGGUGUUCACAAAACCAAAUAUUGGGAAACUGUUUUUGAAGAUUCGAUGAAUUUAAUCGCUAAAUUGCCUGUAGUGGCUGCCACGAUAUACAGAAACCUUUACAAAGAUGGCAAAGGCUUAGGUUCCGUAGAUGCAAGCAAAGAUUGGUCUUGGAAUUUUGCGAACAUGCUUGGUUACGAUAAUCCACAAUUCAUCGAACUUAUGCGCUUGUACCUAACGAUACACUCUGACCACGAAGGUGGAAAUGUGUCUGCACACACCACUCACUUGGUGGGUUCAGCAUUGUCUGAUCCUUAUCUCUCCUUUGCUGCUGGUAUGAACGGUUUGGCUGGACCUCUCCAUGGUCUUGCUAAUCAAGAGGUGCUGGUAUGGCUAGAAAAGCUGCGCUCUCAGGUUGGAGAUAGCCCCAGUGAUGAUAAGCUCAAGGACUUCAUCUGGAACACGCUCAAAAGCGGUCAAGUCGUUCCUGGAUACGGUCAUGCUGUACUCAGAAAGACUGACCCUAGAUAUACAUGCCAGAGAGAGUUCGCUUUGAAACAUUUACCGGAUGACAAAUUAUUCAAGCUCGUUGCUCAAGUAUACAAGAUAGUUCCUCCCAUCCUUUUGGAAACCGGUAAGGUAAAGAACCCAUGGCCGAAUGUAGAUGCUCAUUCAGGAGUUUUGUUGCAAUAUUAUGGAAUGAAAGAGAUGAAUUAUUAUACCGUCCUGUUUGGAGUAUCGCGUGCUCUUGGUGUGCUCGCGGCUCUUGUCUGGGACCGUGGACGGGAUCAAGAUUAA
Molecule: messenger RNA, 1419 nt
Organism: Habropoda laboriosa
Lineage: Eukaryota; Metazoa; Arthropoda; Insecta; Hymenoptera; Apidae
Gene: kdn
Product: probable citrate synthase 2, mitochondrial
Exons: 5
Coding region: 82-1419 (445 amino acids)
Biological process (GO): carbohydrate metabolic process; citrate metabolic process; tricarboxylic acid cycle
Cellular component (GO): mitochondrial matrix
Source: RefSeq, a predicted model, not a curated record